ACAUGGAGAGAAUUGAACCCCUUCAUACCACAGAGAAAGGGGACCUCCAGAAAUGUCACAUUUUCUACAAAAGGCAGUUUUCCUUUUUUUUAUUUAGAAUAGAAUUCUGUUUUUUAAAUGAUUAUAUUCUUUCUCAAAGACCAUUUAAAAUACAUAAAAGUAAAAUGUUUAUACAAAAAUAAGAUGUUUAUAUAAACAUAGAUGAUUAAUUCCCUUGAAUUUGUGUUUUUUUGAUAGUUUCUUUUUUCAUUCCAUUCCUCCCUUACUUCCAUUUAUUUAUAAUACACACACACACACACACACACACACACACACACACACACACAUACACACGCACACACACACACACCAUUUGUGCACAGAGAAGGACAUUGAACGUCCUGCUCUUUCACACUGAAACAUUCCCUUGAGACAGGAUUUCUCACUGAAAUUGAAGCUCACCAUUUUGCCUAGGUUAGCUGACCAGUGAGCUCCUAGGAUCUACUUGCUUCUGCUCUCCAAACCUGAAGCUACAGCAUAUGAAACUAUGCCUUGCUUUUACAUGGAUUUGAACUCAGGUCUCCAUAAUUGCACAGUGGUGUCUUCUGCCGCAGUGUGAGUCCUCGCCACUAGAUGGCUCUCCUAGCUUAACCUCAGACAUUGGCAAGUUCUGCCGUCACACUGAGGCUUGCAGAAAGAAACCAGAGAGAUGUGAAAACCCACGUUUUAAUCUUGACCACAUCUCCUCCAGAUGUUUGUCCUCCUUGGGAGAAGCAAAGCCACGAUGCCAGAGAAAGGCUCCCACAGGUGCAUCAGGCUUGUUUUGUUCAAGGAGACUCUAGGGAAUGGCUCCUUUAUUCCCUGUGUUAAUCUCUAAUUCAGCAAAUUUUCGAAGUCUUGUUUAUUUGACUUUGCUGUGUCGUGUUGGAGGUGGGGGCGUCGGGUGGAGGAUGUGUCUUCCUGAGAAGGGCCCAGUGCCUCUAGAGUGUUCAUGCUUCAAGUGGGUUUCUCGUAAGCUGCAGCAGGAUGAAGUUGACACAACAGCAGUUUAAACCUUAUGCUCACAGUGAGGUCACGGGAACUCUGUGCCGACACGCGGAGUGUGCUAUUGUGUGACCUCUGGAGGACAUUCUGAGCUUGCAGAGCCUGUCUGUUGGGGGUUGUGUGAUUCCCAAUCUAAAGACAGACAGGAGGACGGGGAAGGUGGUCCAGUUGGUAAAGUGCUUGUUGGACAGCGUUGAGGACCUGUUCGGAUCCCCAGCAUCUGCAUCAGAAGCCAAUACCCCUCUGUAACUCCAGUGUUCAGGAGGCAGACACAGAAGGAGUCCCAGAGCCCAGUGGCCAUCCAGUGAGCUCUAGGCUCAAGGAGAGACCUGAUAUAAACAAACAAGGUGGAGAGCAAAUGAUGAAGUCACCCAAUAUUUGACCUCUGACCUUCACAUCCAUGCACACAUGAGAUCAUAUGCAUAUCAUAUACACAAAUGUACUCUCGCACAUGCAGGCACACACACACACACACACACACACAGAAUGAGGGAGGAAAUGAUUCAUUUACUCUAGUUCCCAACUCUCUUCCCAGAACUAACUGCAGCACACGAACCCUGACUAAUUCUGAAUGGAGCGGUAGAUGGACAGCUUGCCUAGCUCUGCCAAAUGUACCCAGGACUCUGGAUUUGCUGAAUGAGAUGACAAAUGGAUUCCAUCAACUGUGCAUGGCUCUCCAGCUUGGUACAGAAGGCUCAGAAGCACCUGUGUUUACCCUUGCCUUUGCCUUUUGUUGUUCAGCAUGGGCCGGAUGUUUCUGCUUGCCUUCCUUGUCUUUGGGAAACAGCCGUGUGCGGGUUAACAGAGUGGACUUUAGGGUCAGGCUGUGAUGGCUUCCUGGUUUCUCAUUUACUCAACCACUCUAUACCUCAACUUCCUCAUCUGUAAAAUGGGAGUAGCAGAGGGAACUGGCAGCAUGGAAGCGGCUCAGAACAAUAUUUGGUGUACAGCAUAUAGGGGUGUGUCCUGGUGUUUGCAGGCAGAGGCAGUAACCUGGCCUGAGCUGCUGAGACAUCAGAGGACCUGAGACUACCAGGACUGCCCCUGGUGCCAUCAGUGCUCACUGCCACCCCUCAACAGUGCCAGUGGUUGGGGAGCACAGGGGAAAGGCUCAGCUGUGCUGGGAAGACAGGAGGCCCAGUACACAGCUUCCUGGGUGGCUAGACACAGGGUGUCUAUAUUCAAUCCAAAGGGCAAGAAGCAUCUACUGGAGAUGAGAGUUGGAUUGCUGUGGUUCAUCCCUCUUUUCGCUCUAACCGAGGGCACCAACGGCUUCCUGCAGCAGAAAAAUGAUGACAACAAAACCAAAGGAGCUAUCAGUGUGGUUGAGAAAAGGCAUCCAGUCCAGAAGUAUGAGGUGCUGCUUCAGAUGACAUACAGGGAUCCUGAGGAGAAGAAAGAACUGAAAAGAUUUCUGAAGCAUUUGAAAUCUCCAUCACCAUGCUUACACGGGCCCAGCAAGAUCAUCAGAGUGAAGGCCACCACAUACUGCGGAAACCUGAAGGGGCUCCUGGAGUGUGCCUGUGAAGACAGCUAUAUGUGGUUUCCUCCCUCCUGCCUGGAUCCCCAGAAUUGCUACUUUCACACAACUGGGCACCUCCCAAGCUGUAAUUGCCCUCUCAAAGACCUCAGCCAGAGUGUUAAUUUCUGUGAGAGAGCAAAGGUUUGGGGCACUUUUGAAAUUAAUGAAAAAUUUACCAAAGACCUUUGGAAUUCAUCUUCUGUUGUAUACACCAACUACACAACUGAAAUUGAAAAUCAACUUAAAGAAGCAUACAGAGGAAUCCAUGGUUUUGAGUCAGUUCAGGUCAUCCAGUUUCGACAAGGAAGCAUCAUUGUUGGCUAUGAAGUGAUCGGCUCCAGUGACACAGCUGAGCUCCUGUUUCACAUUGAACAGGUGACUGAAAAGGCACUGGUGCUCCUGAAAAGGCGGUUCUCAGUUAAAGAAGGCUCUCUUCGAGUGUUCGGGAAAGCCCAGUGUAACAGCAUCUCCUUUGGAUUCGGGUCUGAGAAUGAUGAAUAUACACUACCCUGUAGCAGUGGCUUCACUGGAAACAUCACCGUCAGGUGCCAGCACUCUGGAUGGCAGAUCACCAAGGAGUCCUGUGUGCUCUCUCAGCUGGCAGAACUGAAUAAGAAUCUCAGUAUGAUUGCAGGCAACAUCACAGAGGAUGAUGUGUCAUCUUUGGUUCACAAUCUUUCGACCAUCAUUCAGCAAAGCUCGUCCACCACGGUUGGGACACUGGCUUCAGUGGUGUCACUUCUGAGCAACAUUGCAUCCCUGUCACUGGCAAAUGCUUUGACGGUGUCUAAUUUGACACUGGAGAAUGUCAUCAACAUAGCUGAUCAUAUUCUGAACUCAUCCUCCAUAACUAACUGGACAAUUUUAUUACAAGAAGAAAAUAAUACCAGCUCUCAGCUGCUAGAGACUUUGGAAAAUAUCAGCACUCUAAUACCUUCCACUGUUCUGCCUCUUAAUUUUUCUCGAAAAUUCAUUGACUGGAGAGGGAUUCCAGUGACCCAAAUCCAAAGCACACAGGGUUACAACUAUCAGAUUGAAAUGACACAAGAAAAUGCCUCUCAGCCCAUCCGAGGCCAUGUGCUUAUUGAACCAGAUCAAUUCCAGAAAUCCCAUCCAAAGACUGUUAUCAGCAUGGCCUCACUGACCUUUGGGAACAUUCUACCCAUCACCCACAGAGGAAAGGCACGCAUCAAUGGGCCUGUGAUAUCCACACUUAUCCAAAACCAUUCCAUCGAUGAAAUUUUCCUGAACUUUUCCAAGAUAAAGGGAAACUUGAGCCAGCCUCAUUGUGUGUUCUGGGAUUUCAAUCACCUGCAAUGGAGCAAUGCAGGCUGCCAACUAGUUAAUGAAACUCCAGACACAGUACUGUGCCGGUGUACUCACCUGACCUCUUUCUCCAUGCUCAUGUCCCCCUUUGUUCCCUCUUCAAUUGUCCCUGUGGUGAAAUGGAUUACAUACAUAGGACUGGGCAUCUCCAUUGCAAGUCUAAUCUUAUGCCUGAUCAUUGAGUUUCUGUUUUGGAAGCAAACCAAGAAAAACCAAACCUCAUACACACGCCAUGUUUGCCUGGUGAACAUCGCCCUGUCUCUCUUAAUUGCUGAUGUGUGGUUUAUCAUUGCUGCCACUGUGGACACCACUGUCAGCCCUUCCGGAGUCUGUGUAGCUGCAGUGUUCUUCACCCACUUCUUCUACCUUGCUUUGUUCUUCUGGAUGCUUGUGCUUGGCAUCCUCCUGGCUUAUCGAAUCGUCCUCGUGUUCCAUCACAUGGCUGUGCCUACCAUGAUGGCUACUGGGUUCUGCCUGGGCUACGGCUGCCCUCUCCUUAUAUCCGUCAUCACCAUUGCAGUCACCCAACCUAACAACAGCUACAAAAGGAACAACGUGUGUUGGCUUAACUGGUCUGAUGAGAGCAAACCUCUCUUGGCAUUUGUUGUUCCUGCAUUGACUAUUGUGGCUGUGAACUUGGCUGUGGUGCUGCUGGUCCUUAGGAAGCUCUGGAGGCCAGCAGUUGGCGACAGGCUGAGUCGGGAUGACAAGGCCACUGCCAUCCGUAUGGGAAAGAGCCUCCUCAUUCUGACCCCACUGCUGGGGCUCACCUGGGGCUUCGGCAUAGGAACAAUGGUGGACAGCCAGAAUCUGGCUUGGCACGUUCUUUUUGCUUUACUCAAUGCUUUCCAGGGAUUUUUCAUCUUCUGUUUUGGAAUUCUCUUGGAUAAUAAGCUGCGGCAACUUCUUUGCAACAAGUUGACUCCUUUGAGCUCCUGGAAGCAAACAGCAAAGCAAAACUCCUCAAAUAUAGUUACCAAGCCUAAAGGCUUAAAGCCUUUCAACGUACUACAACACAAAGGCAUGUAUGCACUCUCUCAUACUGGAGAUUCGUCCAAUGAGAUCACAUUAACCCAGUUUUUGUCAACGGAAUAGAGCCAUGAGUCAUAAUCAAGGACACAUUUUCUUUGAGCAUGUCCUCAGGGCCACAUGGCAGAG
Cricetulus griseus (Chinese hamster) is the source of this 5029-nucleotide messenger RNA. The record is from RefSeq and is a predicted model, not a curated record. NCBI's taxonomy places the organism in Eukaryota, Metazoa, Chordata, Mammalia, Rodentia, Cricetidae.